This is a messenger RNA of Trichophyton rubrum CBS 118892, 1065 nucleotides long. RefSeq lists its product as uncharacterized. The record is from RefSeq and is a predicted model, not a curated record. The transcript has a single exon. Lineage: Eukaryota; Fungi; Ascomycota; Eurotiomycetes; Onygenales; Arthrodermataceae. Bases 1 to 1065 code for a protein of 354 amino acids.
AUGCCGUUCGUGAUGUCCUAUCUCCUUGCAGGGCCCAUCCGCUUGGGCACUGCCAAAUCCGAAACCCAGAGUACGAAGACGUCGCAUUCUCUUCGAUUUGCUGGCAUCCCGCUAGUAGUAUCAUGUGCAUAUGUAUCUGUUGCUCUACUAGUACAUGGUAUAUACGAGAAGGUACGCCAGGGCCGUGUGAAUGGAAAUGCUGGACCUACGGAUGGCUUUCAGUCGAAUCGCUCGAGUCUUUACGACGGGAUGAGAACCGCGAUAUGGAUGAUCCUGCCCCUUUAUGCUUCUUUCAUGAUCGGAUUUGAUGUCGUAAUUGCUGUGUUACUAUUGAACAUUUUCACGGAUUCGAGGACUGGCUCUAGUGGGAAUACGCUGACUAGAACAAUACGGAUUCUUAAACGCAGGAAGGUAUCAGCAUUGUUUAUUGUCGCCAUGGCUGUCUUGGAUAUGGCCUAUAUAUCCUCUGCCCAACCUCUAGAGGUAUUCAAAGGGUACAUGGCCAUUGCUGCUACUAUAACGCUUCCGUCCCCCGGUUCUCUCUUGACGCUCACUGAUACCGCUGUGGAUGAAAAGUUCGCUUCAAGGAAGGAUAAUAUUGACGAUACAGCUACUGUGAACCUCGUUAUCGGCACAGUGCUUGGGGCGUUGAUCUUAUUUGUUGUCUUGUUCUCGGGUGGUUUCAGUGCAGUAUCUCUAUCAUUCCUUCCUAUCUUUGUUGUUGGGUUAUUCACAGCAACAUCCCAAUUGAUAUACGGCAUUGAUGCUACUGGCAGGCCGAGUCUGCCUACCAUUGCGUCGGGCGCCAUUAUUGCCAUCAUAGCUACGUUUGUAACAUCUCAAACACACAUUAUACCCUUACAAGCUACUAGAUUUGGGCUCGCUUGUCUCGCAUCCUUCGCCGACUGCAAGAUGGUACAUAACGACAAUCACUCGCAGGAAAAGAUGGAAAAGAAACCCUCUCGAAUGACUAUAUGGCUUUUAGGGGCGUGCGAACAGUGGCCUUUUAUACACGCUAUCCUGAAGGAAAGGGAUUCACGCCGUAUUUUCUAUUUUAUGAAGUGA